Molecule: messenger RNA, 1584 nt
Organism: Phanerochaete carnosa HHB-10118-sp
Lineage: Eukaryota; Fungi; Basidiomycota; Agaricomycetes; Polyporales; Phanerochaetaceae
Exons: 5
Coding region: 140-1477 (445 amino acids)
Source: RefSeq, a predicted model, not a curated record
CCCCUUCGAGCACCCAGACCUUGACGGUCUUUUCUGUUUUCACUCGUUGCCUGGUGCAUUCCUUGGAUUCAACAAGCUGCCAGCGGCUCCGACACAUUCAGACACUCUUUGCUUGCUUAUUUGCUGGCUCUCGUCCCCGAUGGCGCGCUUCGUUUUCCUCUCUGUCGCUUUGCUUUCUGCAGCUGCUGCCUUGACUGGUGUCGGCGCUGCACCCAUCCGUGCCAAACGUGCUGUCACGCAGACAGCGGCCAACUUUCAGGAGCUCUCGUAUGACCAGUUCCAAAUCUCUGACGGCGUGGGCGGAGACGCUCAGACGCAGGCGAACGCCGUCUUCGUCGAUCCGUUUGCCAACACCGACCUCACCACUGUCUCAUCCGAUGUCCUCGAGGCGCUGAACAGUAUGGCUCAGGCGGCGGAGGAUGCUGAGACGGCCCAGUUCGAUCCCGAAAUUGCCGCAGCGUCCGGCGCCGCAGCUGACGCGCUCCAAGUCGGGAAAAUCAAGAAUAAGGUGCUGAAGCUUACCGGCGAGGUGCAAGUCUUGAACAUCAAGAUUGCACAAGCCAAAGCCGCGGGCAGCAGUACUUCUGAUUUGGAGAGCCAGCUGCAGGACGAACAGACGAAGCUGACCACCGACGUCGGGACCGACACAUCCAACGCCGGCAAACCGUCGCAAGGUGUGGUCGCUUCGAGCGGCGCAGAUGCCUCCAGUGCAGCUGCCUCUAGCAGUUCGACUGCGUCCAGUGCAGUUGCCUCUGGCAGUUCGACUGCAUCCAGUGCAGUUGCCUCUAGCAGUUCGACUGCGUCCAGUGCAGUUGCCUCUAGCAGUUCGACUGCGUCCAGUGCAGUUGCCUCUAGCAGUUCGACUGCAUCCAGUGCAGUUGCCUCUAGCAGUUCGGCCGCUUCCAGUGCAGCGGCCUCGAGCAGCGCGGCCGCUUCCAGUGCCGUUGCCUCUAGCACCACAGCGGCCAUCGAGGGAAGCUCCACUGCCACCGCCAAUUCCGCGGCCGCUACCAGUACCGGCGUUGUCACGCAGACAGCCGCCAAUUUUAAGCAGCUCGACUACUCGCAGUUCCAGAUCAGCGACGGCGUCGGCGGCGACGCGCAGACCCAGGCGAAUGCCGUCUUCGUUGACCCCUUCGCCAACACGGACCUUACCACCGUCUCAUCUGAUGUCAUCGAGGCGAUGAACAAUAUGCGCGAAGCAGCCGAGUCCGCAGAGACCGACGACUUCGACCCUCAGAUCGCCGCCGCGUCCGGUGCGGACGCCGAUGCGCUGCAGGUCGGCAAGAUCAAGAACAAGGUCCUGAAGCUCACGGGUGAAGUGCAGGUGCUGAACAUCAAGAUCGCGCAGGCGCAAGCCUCGGGUAGCGACACCUCGGACCUCGAGAGCCAGCUCAGCGACGAACAGACCAAGCUGACGACGGACAUAGCCACGGACAAUUCCAACGCCGGAAAGCCUUCCGAGGGUGUUGCCUAAGGUGGUCCGUGUCUUGGCGUGUCUGAUUGUGUGGGUCUUCCAGGAUAUUCCUCAGCCGUCGUUACAUUCUGUGCAGUUUUUCAAUGAAAUGGCCACCUUCGAGUCUU